Symbiodinium pilosum is the source of this 809-nucleotide messenger RNA. The record is from the annotation of a GenBank genome assembly. NCBI's taxonomy places the organism in Eukaryota, Dinophyceae, Suessiales, Symbiodiniaceae.
GUCUGUCAGAGGUUGCUGAAGCCUUCCACUUCGCCAAGCUCAUUGACAGAGCCUAUCCAGACUACGACUUUCCAGUGAACCUUUUUAACACAAUGGAAGGUGCAUUCUACAUUGGUUUCAUGCAGUCCGUGCAGGUCAGGGGGACACUGGUAGAGCGCUUUGAGGUGGCGAAGCAUGGCCAGCUGCGUAUGGUCAAGGGAGGCGGAAGAUCAGAUUUCGUGAUAAAGAACAUCAAGACCAAUGCUGCGGUGGCUGAAGUGGAUGCCCAUGGUAAUUUCACAGGAGCCAGGACUUUACCCGGGGAGGUCUUGACCGGCGCAGGGAAGUGGGAUGAGAAUAAGCUCAGCAUAGCCAUGGUCAUCGAAUAUGGCAGCUUCCGCUACUAUGAAGGUGGCGACAAUGAAGCCAACGACCUUCUGGACGCGGUGAACCCGACUGCACAGGUGGUGGGGCCGGUGGAUGUAGCGACUCUGAACCAUCACGGCCAAGGGGUCACCAAGACAUUUGCUGAGCUUCUCGAUCCCAAGGUGGCUAUUCUGCAAGCUUGGUGUUCAAGCCAUCCACCAAGCAGAAGCAUACAGAUAUUGAGAGAGGAAGGCCGUGGGCAGCAGCGGGAGAUUUUUGCAACUGACAUGUUCACGGAGAAGCUCGCUGAACUUGAGGCCCAGGGCCUGGCGAAGAGUUUCAGAUCCGUGGCAGGCCACGUAGUCGUACGCGUACAUCCCAAGCAAGACGACAAGCAGAGCUAUGAGAUCUUUGUCCUUGAUCCAAGUUCAUUGUCUGUCUUAUCCAGGCAUGGCUUCUAUGAG